AUGUCUCAGAGCCGGACAAACACCAUUGAUUCUCAGACGUCGGCGCCUUACAUUGCGAGUCGGAACAGCAGUCAAACAAGUCUAAACCGUCAAGAUAUCCAGGAUGGCGGGACCGAGCGCCCCUCGACCGCAUCCACCCGGACGCCUGGCUCUGUAUCCCAAUCGCCAGCCACGCUCGCAGGUUUAGGCACACCCGCAAGCUCCACAGCAGGGCUAUCGGGGUUAGUAUGCAAUGUACACAGGACUACUGGCAGAGAGCCACAUCCGCUUGUUGGCGCAACCACGACUAUUUUGGGCGACAAACUCUAUGUCUUUGGCGGCCGAAGACUAUCACGAACAAGGCCACAGCUGACGUCGGACUUGUACGAACUGGACCUUGUUAAGCGACACUGGACAAAGGUGGAAACCAAAGGCGACAUACCGCCACCACGGUACUUUCACAGCGUUUGUGCACUAGGAGAUACCAAGCUCGUGUGCUAUGGUGGCAUGUCGCCUGCCAAUACCUCAUCAAACCAAGCCACUUCCGUAAUACAAGGCGCGCCUGCUGAUGCCCAGCCUGAAGUUGUGGUCAUGUCAGACGUUCACAUUUACGAUGCGCCUACGCGAACAUGGAUGCAUAUUGCUACGAGCGACGCGCCACAAGGUCGAUAUGCUCAUUGCGCCACCAUUCUGCCGAGUUCGGCCGUAUUCAGCUCAACGAGCGCUGCAGUAACCGCUAUACGUCACAACCCGCCUUCAUCGAAUCCAAACCAAGGAUCGCUCGGCGUUGAUCUAGAUGGCGAUGGUGGCGCGGAAAUGUUAGUGGUGGGCGGCCAAGACAGUGCCAACCACUAUAUUGAACAAAUUAGUGUUUUCAACUUGCGAAGCCUCAAGUGGACAGGAACUAGCACACUUGGUAGAAGCUGCGGUGCAUAUCGAAGUGUGGUCGCGCCAUUAACCAGCAUACACCCAAGUGAUAUUGGCGAAGGAAUACGGCCUGGUGACGAAGGAAGAGCACCCGACGAACAGGAGAACAGCACGAGCUACGAGUCUUCGAUGCUCAUUUACUCAAACUACAAUUUUCUGGAUGUUAAGCUUGAAUUGCAAGUACGGCAUUCCGACGGCACUCUUUCUGAAAAGCCAAUGCAUGGCAACUUCUCGCCGCCUGGGCUCCGCUUUCCAAAUGGUGGUAUUAUUAACAAUCACUUUGUAGUCAGUGGCACAUUUUUAACUUCAUCAAAGCAAGAAUACGCCCUGUGGGCGCUUGAUUUGCGUACACUAAGCUGGGGGCGAAUAGAAGCUGGAGGCAAUAUUUUCAGCCAAGGAAGUUGGAACAGAGGCGUGUUGUGGAAUCGUAGAAACAGUUUUGUGAUUCUGGGCAACCGUAAGAGAAGUCUGGUUGAGGAUUACAAUCAUCGACGUAUCAACUUCUCGAACAUGUGUGUUGUGGAACUGGAAGCAUUCGGAUUGUACGACAACCCACGUAAAGUUACGCCCGCGUCAGGCUUCCAAUCUGUAAGCGCGCCACCACUGCAUGACCGACUUGACGUGCUUGCUGGCGGCCGGACACUUUUACCUGCAGCAACCGAACUUGGACAAAUGGCUCUGGGCAUGCGGGAGUUUGCUGACAUGGACUUUCUUGCCUUGAAUGGCGAACGCAUCCCCGUCAACUCGCAUAUGAUUGCUCGGCGGUGGGGCCCAUACUUCAAUCAGCUUCUUCGCGAGAGCGCACAGAGCGCCGAGAAGGAGAGUGCCGAUGCAGCUACGCUGCGACCCACAGCUACUAUGCAUCCAUCACGCAACUCGAGCAUAACCAUCACACCUUCUAUCCGAACAAACUACUCAGCGGCCACAACACUCACGGCCAACACAAUAACACAAUCUGAGGUUACUGCAGUCUCAACAAACUCUUACUCUUCACUGAGCCCACCAGAAGCGUCAUCACACGCACCUUCUCAACGGCCUCGAACACUAUUCCUUCCCCACACUCACCUUACCCUUCAAGCACUGAUACACUUCCUAUACACAUCAUCCCUCCCACCGCAAAACUCGCAACUAUGUUCGCCACAGAUACUCUGUUCUUUACUCCAGUUGGCGCGGCCAUACCACAUCGAUGGCUUGUUAGAAGCAAUCAUUGAACGUCUGCACACCUUACUCGACAACCGGAAUACUGCAGCCAUCUUCAAUGCUGCCGCCAUGGCAGCCGGCGGCGGAUCAGGCAUCGCUUUCAUGGGCGUCAACGGUGUCACCGGUUCAAACGGAACGACAAACGGCUUUUCCACCUCUCAACUAAACAACAGCACCGGCUCUACCGACCUCGAACGCAGCUUCGACGCAGGACUACGUGCGCUCCGCCUCAACACCGACAUUGAGCGAAACAACGAUGACGAAGUCAGCUCAGCUGCAUCCGAAUCUACCUCUGCGUCGGCAUCGGACAGCGGCCUUGGAGACGGCAGUGUGAUUGAAGAGAGGGAAGUGUGGAAUGGCGAGAUUAGCGCUGUGGUUGGACUGCAGAAGCGUGGUCUCAGAGGAUUGAUGGAGGGCCGUAGGAUCCGCGAGAUGGGACGAAGCAGAGACAGGAGUAGGGAUGACGGCGGUAUGGGUAAUGGGGAUGGAGUCGGACUAGGCCUGCAAGGUGCUUGA
This is a messenger RNA of Bipolaris oryzae ATCC 44560, 2622 nucleotides long. RefSeq lists its product as uncharacterized. The record is from RefSeq and is a predicted model, not a curated record. The coding region runs from base 1 to 2622 and encodes 873 amino acids. Gene Ontology annotation, cellular component: mitochondrion; cytosol. Gene Ontology annotation, biological process: cell redox homeostasis. NCBI's taxonomy places the organism in Eukaryota, Fungi, Ascomycota, Dothideomycetes, Pleosporales, Pleosporaceae. The transcript has a single exon. Gene Ontology annotation, molecular function: protein binding.